Molecule: messenger RNA, 372 nt
Organism: Merops nubicus (carmine bee-eater)
Lineage: Eukaryota; Metazoa; Chordata; Aves; Coraciiformes; Meropidae
Product: homeobox protein DLX-5-like
Exons: 1
Source: RefSeq, a predicted model, not a curated record
AGAAGGGUCCCCACCAUCAGAUCCGGCGACUUCCAGGCUCCUUUCCAGACGGCCGCAGCCAUGCACCACCCGUCCCAGGAAUCUCCCACUUUACCCGAGUCCUCUGCUACGGAUUCCGACUACUACAGCCCGGCGGGGGGAGCCCCGCACGGCUACUGCUCGCCUACUUCGGCUUCCUACGGCAAAGCGCUCAACCCUUACCAGUAUCAGUACCACGGCAUGAACGGAUCUGCUGGGAACUAUCCUCCCAAAACCUAUGCAGACUACAGCUACGCCAGCCCCUACCACCAGUACAGCGGGGCUUACAACCGAGUACAGAGAUCUGCCAGCCAGCCAGGUGAUGUUGGGGGGACCUUCUGCGGCGGCGGGUAG